Messenger RNA from Polychytrium aggregatum, 413 nucleotides. Its product is annotated as ribosomal protein S27-domain-containing protein. Gene Ontology annotation, molecular function: structural constituent of ribosome; RNA binding. The record is from RefSeq and is a predicted model, not a curated record. Gene Ontology annotation, biological process: translation; ribosomal small subunit assembly. Gene Ontology annotation, cellular component: ribosome; cytosolic small ribosomal subunit. Bases 75 to 329 code for a protein of 84 amino acids. Lineage: Eukaryota; Fungi; Chytridiomycota; Chytridiomycetes; Polychytriales. The transcript has 4 exons.
CCACGCUGCCGCCUGAUAUUUACUCCCAGGGCCGAAUCUGCAUUUGCUCUCCCCUCUUCCUGCACGCCUCGAAAAUGACUCUCGCGGUCGAUCUUCUUAACCCUCUGGAGACCUCGGAGCGACGUUCCCACAAGCUCAAGCGACUUGUGCAGUCCCCCAACUCUUACUUCAUGGAUGUGAAGUGCCCUGGCUGCGUUGCUAUCACCACCGUGUUCAGCCAUGCCCAGACUGUCGUCCUCUGCGGCAGCUGCUCUUCCGUUCUCUGCCAGCCCACUGGCGGUAAGGCCCGCCUGACUGAGGGCUGCUCCUUCCGCAAGAAGUCCGGUUAAGAUUCUUGAUUGUCUUGCCAAUUAGUUGAUUAGUAUUGGUGAAGCGAUCUCGAUUCGUUUGGAGAAUAAAAUCAUUCAAGAACA